This is a messenger RNA of Fonsecaea erecta, 1209 nucleotides long. RefSeq lists its product as hypothetical. NCBI's taxonomy places the organism in Eukaryota, Fungi, Ascomycota, Eurotiomycetes, Chaetothyriales, Herpotrichiellaceae. The transcript has 2 exons. The coding region runs from base 1 to 1209 and encodes 402 amino acids. The record is from RefSeq and is a predicted model, not a curated record. Gene Ontology annotation, biological process: nucleoside phosphate metabolic process; ribose phosphate metabolic process. Gene Ontology annotation, molecular function: ADP-glucose pyrophosphatase activity; ADP-ribose pyrophosphatase activity.
AUGCCCUCAUUUAUCCUCCCGAAAGUCUCUCCCAGCGUCGAGGUGACGAUCCCGACGACCAUCACCCAGGACGAGCUCCUCGCAUUCCGUCCUUUCAACAACUGGCUCGCGACACUACAGAAAUCCAUCAAGGUGCAAAAGUCGGAAACAACGCACGCCUUCUACGACAAGAAGGAUCCCUAUCAGCUGCGUUCCAUCAAUGUCCACUCGGUGGAGAGGUUUGGACCUCGCAUCGGCUUCAUCCUGAUGGAAACGGUGGUCCAGAACGCCGCCGACCCACGACCGUUGCCGGGCAUCGUCUUCCUACGCGGCGGCAGCGUCGCGAUCCUGAUGAUCGUCCGGCCCGAAGGGAGCAGCGACGAGAGAUUCGUCGUAAUGACACAACAGCCCCGGAUUCCGGCCGGGAGUCUCACUUUCUAUGAGAUCCCCGCGGGCAUGAUCGACGACUCGGGCACGUUCGUGGGCGCUGCGGCGACCGAGAUCCGCGAAGAGACGGGCUGGCGAGUCCCGCAGGCGGAGCUCGUCGACAUGACGGAUAUGGCGCUGCGAAACUCGACGGGCAUUGAGAGCCACUUACAGAAAGCCAUGUACCCUAGCCCCGGCGGCUGUGACGAAUUUAUCGCCUUGUUCCUGUGGGAGAGGAUCAUGUCACGCAAGGAACUCGCAGAGCUGCGCGGUAGAUUGACGGGCAAUCCCAGAGAAAGAGAGAAGAUCAAGGUGAAGCUGGUCGAGUACAAAGAGCUGUGGAGGGAAGGAGCGAGAGAUGCAAAGACGCUGGGUGCCUGGGCGCUAUGGCCUUUUGAAGUGAAGAAGGAGAAGAAGGAGAAGAAGGAGAAGAAGGAGAAGAAGGAGAAGAAGGAGAAGAAGGAGAAGAAGGAGAAGAAGGAGAAGAAGGAGAAGAAGGAGAAGAAGGAGAAGAAGGAGAAGAAGGAGAAGAAGGAGGGGGGAGAAGAAGAAGAAGAAGAAGAAGGAGAAGAAGAAGAAGAAGGAGGAGAAGGAGAAGAAGGAGAAGAAGGAGAAGAAGGAGAAGAAGGAGAAGAAGGAGAAGAAGGAGAAGAAGGAGAAGAAGGAGAAGAAGGAGAAGAAGGAGAAGAAGGACAAGAAGGACAAGAAGCCGAAGAAGCUGAAGAGGCUGAGGAUGAUGAAUGCCCUUUGGACCGCGUGGACGAGAGAUCAUUGUCAAAGAUUGCGUCCUGGAGAUCUUGCUGA